AUGACCGAAAAUGCCGCCGUUAUCUGCAAGACUUGGACCGGAGAUUCAACAUCGAGUGGAACGGUUGGCCCUCCACAGGCUAUUGCUGAAGUCAAACUAGUAGAUGUGCCCAGCAUGAACUACACUUCCGAAGACAAACCAUUCCCUCGAGGUGAAUUAUGCGUUCGAGGACCUCAAUGUAUCACAGGAUACUAUAAGGAUGAAAAGAACACCCGCGAAACAAUCGAUGAAGAAGGGUGGUCCCAUACUGGGGAUGUUGCCACUCUUGAUGGGAAUGGAAGGUUCAAGAUCAUUGAUAGAGUUAAGAACAUCAUGAAGCUGGCGCAAGGAGAGUAUGUCGCUCUUGAGAAGUUAGAAAACACGUACAGCGCUUCGCCCGCAGUUGCACAACUCUACGUACAUGGCGAUCCCCUCCAAUCGUAUCUCCUCGCCGUCGUAGUGGCAGAUCCCAUCUACUUAUCAGACGCAGUGGAAUCCGUCAUAGGCACGAAGAUAAUGCCAACUGACUUGGAGGCUUUGGAGAAAGUAUGUAAAGACCAACGUGUCAAUGAGAAGAUCUUGGACUUGUUGGGGAAUGAAGCUCAGAAGAACGGUCUAAAGGGCUUUGAAAUGAUUAGGAGGAUUCAUCUCACGGUAGACCCAUUCACGAUUGAGGAAGGUGCAAUGACGCCAACUUUGAAGAUCCGGAGGAAGGAUGCGUAUAAGAAGCAUAAGGCUGUUUUGGAGGAACUGUAUUCAAAAGGAGAACCUACUACUUCCAAGACAGGGUAUAAGCUUUAA
Marasmius oreades (fairy-ring Marasmius) is the source of this 780-nucleotide messenger RNA. RefSeq lists its product as uncharacterized. The transcript has 4 exons. Gene Ontology annotation, biological process: long-chain fatty acid metabolic process. Gene Ontology annotation, cellular component: endoplasmic reticulum; membrane. The record is from RefSeq and is a predicted model, not a curated record. NCBI's taxonomy places the organism in Eukaryota, Fungi, Basidiomycota, Agaricomycetes, Agaricales, Marasmiaceae. Gene Ontology annotation, molecular function: long-chain fatty acid-CoA ligase activity. The coding region runs from base 1 to 780 and encodes 259 amino acids.